GAUAUAUUGAUAUAUUUAAAAUUAAACCAUUGGUAUUUUUAAUCAUAUUUUAUUGUUAACCUGGUAAUUGUUAUUGUCUGCUAAACAAUAUAUACUUGUAACUGUUAGAGAGUAUGAACACAAUAAAUACAAGCCUGUCAUUUUUCCUGUUUGUGUUUAAAAACAAUAAAACUUCUUGAUUCUUGAUUCCAGGUGAUGAAAUGCACGUACAACGCAGCAUAAGUCCAACCCCGUACUUCCGAGAUCUGUGGCAGAAUAUCGGUGGACUUGGCAUGAACAUCGUCAUGUUCAGGUAUGUUCGGCGGAAUAGUAAGGUGGAGACUGACCCCAUUGCCUUGUUGAAUGCCACCCGUGCCCUCGACUUUGCUAUCGACUUUGACUUCAUCGUUGAGCAGAUAUCAAUAGACGAGUGGGGUGUGUCGGUCUAUCUGAUGACGGACACUGGCAGGCCACAGAUCCUGGUGGGAGAAGGACGGGGAGUGACAGCACAAGAGGCCAAGAUGAGAGCAGCCCACCACGCUGUAGACACAGUACAGAAGGCCUGCUAUGUCAUUGAGCCAAAUUAUCGAUACUUUGCUGAAGGAGAUGUGCCCGAGUUCAUAUCAAGGAAAUAUCCUUUGAAAACUCAUAUAUACGAGAUAAUCCAGAACUUGGACCACAGUAAGUCAUUGAACAGGUCUACGGUCCAUUUGAUUAUGCGCAUGUUUCGUUCGUCAGACUUGGAGGACAUUUUCUUCCUUGCCACCGACUUCUCCUAUAGAGAGAGAGCUCUUGUUAUUGAGGUUGCUGACGAGCUAGAGCUGUGGUGGCGACUGUUUGGAUCAAGAGAACUGGAAGUGCCAGAAGAUGAUAUUUCCAUGCAGCACAUAUGUGUGUACAAGGAACGUGAUGCUCUGUCCCUAGUCCAUCAACUACAAGAGAAUGGCGGCUCCAAUCUCAAGUACACGCUGCUAGAUCCACGGGAGUCGCGCAUUACGGACAGACACGCAGCCCGUGGUUCGUUUACGGAAGAUUUUUAAUUUUCACAGUGGCUUGUUUCACAAUACAGUUGGAAUGUUUUUAGUUACUUUCAUAGGUUAUAAUGAAA
Homalodisca vitripennis (glassy-winged sharpshooter) is the source of this 1087-nucleotide messenger RNA. RefSeq lists its product as uncharacterized. Bases 201 to 1019 code for a protein of 272 amino acids. The transcript has 5 exons. The record is from RefSeq and is a predicted model, not a curated record. Lineage: Eukaryota; Metazoa; Arthropoda; Insecta; Hemiptera; Cicadellidae.